GAAAGCCCGGUAGCCAGUGCCCAGCCAGCACGGCUGAAGGUUGAACUUCAGCUGGUUUGGGAGCCUGAAGGAGUGGGUGACAGGUCGCUACUGCCUGGGAAGGUUGUUUGGGCAGUCAGGAUUGGGUUGUGGGUCAGAGGGACCAUGCAGAGAGACUGGAAGGCAGAGCUGGGUACGGGGCUGGAGCCCAGGACCUGAGCUGGGACCUAGUUUUUUUCAGAGGAGAGGUGUGUCCAGGAGCAAGCAUUGCAGCACUGCAGCAAAGAGUGCCAGCUCCCAGUCCUGCUCUGGAGACAGCAGUCAGAACCUGGAGGGCCAUCGGGAAGGACCCCAAAGUCCAAGUGUUCAGCAAAGACCAGGCCAGGCUGAUCGAACCAGACACCCAGGCCCUGAAGCACCUGCAGGUUCUUGGGAGCCAAAGUGCUCCCAGGUCUCUGAACUUCAUCUUCAGCCCCAGAUGGCCUGCAGUGGGCCGGGGUAGGCCCCAGGGAACAUAUCUCCUCCCAGACAGGCCCCCUACACACACACACACACACACAGAUUUACUGAUAAACACCAAUAUGAACACAAUCCACAAAGACCACUGUCACACAUAUGUAUUCAUAGAUACACACACAUGGACACAACAUGUUAACAUGUAUAGAGGUACACACUGCCAUGUCCACACACUACACUGCACAGAGACUCAUUGAAGCACAUAGACACACAGACCAGUCACCGAUGUACAGACGCACCGACAAAAUCACACAAAUGUGGUCACACUGCUGCACAAACACCUUGACACGCAGGGACACACUGAUACACCAGAUAGACAGACAGACACACAUCUCUGCAUGAAACACCUGCACACACACACACCCGCACCCCACACACUCAUGUGCAUUCCAACAAGCCCCAGCAUCACCCCAGCUCUCCUGCAGCUGUUGCUCACGCCCUUUUACCCACACCCCCCAGGGGGAGGCGAUGUCCCCAGGGAACAGAGGACUUCGGUCCCUUCUUAAGCCCUGCUGGCUCCCGCGUGACAUCAACAGCUCCCUCGCCGCGGCCGGGAGUUCCAAGCUGGGUGCCGGGGCCGGGCCAGCGCCAGGCACAGACACUUCGGCCCUUGUUGGGAGAACAGAGAGGGCUUCUUGUCCACUGUCCACCCUCUGGCUCCCACCACGGCUUCUCCCAGCGGCCUCUCCGCAGGCUGUGCAGAGCGUGCCUGAUCAUUGCUACAGCAUGGACUCGAGCCCAGCUGGGACCCCCAGUCCGCAGCCCCCGAGGGCCAACGGGAAUAUCAACCUGGGGCCUUCUGCCAACCCAAAUGCCAGGCCCACGGAUUUUGACUUCCUCAAAGUCAUUGGCAAAGGAAACUAUGGGAAGGUCCUCCUGGCCAAGCACAAGUCCGACGGGAUGUUCUAUGCAGUGAAGGUGCUGCAGAAAAAGUCCAUCUUAAAGAAGAAAGAGCAGAGCCACAUCAUGGCAGAGCGCAGCGUGCUCCUGAAGAACGUGCGCCACCCCUUCCUCGUGGGCCUGCGCUACUCCUUCCAGACACCCGAGAAGCUCUACUUCGUGCUGGACUAUGUCAACGGGGGAGAGCUCUUCUUCCACCUGCAGCGGGAGCGCCGGUUCCUGGAGCCCCGGGCACGGUUCUACGCUGCCGAGGUGGCCAGCGCCAUUGGCUACCUGCACUCCCUCAACAUCAUUUACAGGGACCUGAAACCAGAAAACAUUCUCUUGGACUGCCAGGGACACGUGGUGCUGACAGACUUUGGCCUCUGCAAGGAGGGUGUAGAACCCGAGGAGACCACAUCCACGUUUUGUGGUACCCCCGAGUACUUGGCUCCAGAAGUGCUCCGUAAGGAGCCUUACGAUCGGGCAGUGGAUUGGUGGUGCUUGGGAGCGGUGCUCUACGAGAUGCUACAUGGCCUGCCGCCCUUCUACAGCCAAGACGUAUCCCAGAUGUACGAGAAUAUUCUGCAUCAGCCGCUACGGAUUCCCGGGGGCCGGACGGUGGCUGCCUGCGACCUUCUGCAAGCCCUGCUCCACAAAGACCAGAGGCAGCGGCUGGGCUCCAAAACAGACUUUCUUGAGAUAAAGAGCCAUGUGUUCUUCAGCCCCAUAAACUGGGAUGACUUGUACCACAAGAGGCUGACUCCACCCUUCAACCCAAAUGUGGCAGGACCUGCUGACUUGAAACACUUUGACCCAGAGUUCACGCAAGAAGCUGUGUCAAAGUCCAUUGGCUGCACUCCUGACACCAUGGCGAGCAGCUCUGGGGCCUCAAGUGCCUUCCUGGGAUUCUCCUAUGCGCCAGACGAUGAUGCCAUCUUGGAUUGCUAGAAGAGAAGCUCCCGUGAAACCACCAAAGCCAGCCUGAAAUCUCACCCUGCCCCAGGAAUUAUGGAGGAUGAAGCUGGAAGACCAUGGAAAACACAUCGAUGACACCACAAUGACCUACUGGGGAUCAAAUCUGGGUCAAGGAGAGCUAGUUACCCUUUGACAUGUGCUGAGAAUUCUGAAAGAAACAUUCUGAUUUGAUUUCCAUCUUAAGAGUGUCUGCUAAGAGACAAGUAUGGAACAUGAUGAGAGAGAGGCCCAAAUUCCCCCAACUUCCCAGAGCCAAAAGCAAGAGCGCUAAUCAUCAGAAAUGGAAAUAGUAUUGUCAAAGUACACAACUUGCUAUGAGUUGUGAAACACCCAAAGGUUCUAUCUGUUCUAAGACUGCAAAAUCACAAAAUGUCCACCAGGAGAGAAAAUAAAAAUGAAAAAAUUAUGAAUAUUCAUUAAAAAUGAAUAUCUGUUUAAUA
Molecule: messenger RNA, 2792 nt
Organism: Bubalus bubalis (water buffalo)
Lineage: Eukaryota; Metazoa; Chordata; Mammalia; Artiodactyla; Bovidae
Gene: SGK2
Product: serum/glucocorticoid regulated kinase 2
Exons: 15
Coding region: 964-2325 (453 amino acids)
Biological process (GO): protein phosphorylation
Molecular function (GO): protein serine/threonine kinase activity; ATP binding
Source: RefSeq, a predicted model, not a curated record